Molecule: messenger RNA, 8962 nt
Organism: Mya arenaria
Lineage: Eukaryota; Metazoa; Mollusca; Bivalvia; Myida; Myidae
Product: tyrosine-protein phosphatase non-receptor type 1-like
Exons: 9
Coding region: 66-1664 (532 amino acids)
Biological process (GO): protein dephosphorylation
Molecular function (GO): protein tyrosine phosphatase activity
Source: RefSeq, a predicted model, not a curated record
UAGAAAAUGGUAACGGAAAGUGCUUGAAAAUAGGAAGUUUGGCUUAUUUCCUGAUUUCUUUCGCAAUGAUGUCCCGUGUUGAAAGGGAGUUUAAUGAAUAUGAGUCUCAACAUAUUUGGCCACACGUUUAUCAGAAAAUAAAGAAUGAAGCCUCCCUGCAGUCUAUAUCAGAGAAACACAGUGUUGGAGAAGCUCGCAAACCAGAGAACCGGCUUAAAAAUAGAUACAGGGAUGUCAGUCCAUAUGACCACAGUCGUGUGGUUCUGAAUGACGGGGAUUCUGACUACAUCAAUGCUAGCUUCAUUCAGGUCCCCCAGUCCAAUAGGAGAUACAUUCUCUCACAGGGACCACUGGAGCACACAGCCGGAGAGUUCUGGCAGAUGAUAUGGGAACAAAACACUAAGGCCGUCAUCAUGCUUAAUAGGGUCAUUGAAAAGGGAACGCUAAAGUGCCAUCAAUACUGGCCACUUGGGGAGGAUGAAGAUGACGAGGAAAUGAUGUACGAAGAAACAGGAUUAAAGAUAACCCUUCAGGAAGAACAGGAGAUGCCAGACUACACACUGCGAACCUUUGACGUUGAGAAUCUACAGACCAAUGAAGUUAGAGAGGUCUACCAUUUCCACUAUACAACGUGGCCAGACUUCGGUAUCCCCAGCUCACCAAACGCAUUUCUUGAGUUCCUGUACGCUGUCAGGGAGAAGGGCGUCCUUUCCAAUAACGUUGGUCCAUCAGUCAUUCACUGCAGUGCUGGCAUCGGACGCAGUGGGACAUUCUGUCUCGUGGAUUCAGCAUUGGUUUUGGUUGAAAAAACUGGUACAAUGGAAGGCAUAGAUGUACAGUCUUUGCUCAUUUCGAUGCGGUCGUACCGGAUGGGCCUCAUACAGACGUUCGAUCAACUCAAGUUUUCGUAUAUGGCGAUUAUCGCAGGGGGCAAGGAAAUUCUCAAGUCAGCAGGGGCUCAGCAGGUUAAUAGUGUCCUUGAUGAUUACAUAAAUAGGGAAGGUGAAGAUGAGGCCCCGACUCCCCCUCAGCGUGUCGAGAGCCUCUCCCCGUCCCACAGAGGUAGCCCUCCUCCCCCACCUCCCCGCAGUUUCCCAGUUGAUGACCAUCCGGAAGGUUCUCCCAGUAAACAACGCAAACUUGAUGAGGCCCAGACAGCUAUACCACCGAAACCUCCACGUGCACAUGUUUUUCAGACAAAUGAUGAUGAUUAUGUUAAAGACUAUGAAGCAAAAGAAAUCGUCGGUGACAAUGUUAAUGACACUGAAACUGAUAAAGGUGUAAAGGGUGAGAGAUUGGACACAGAGAACAAUAAUCCUGUGGAUGAAGCGGUGAAUUUUCGUGAGGAGGAUAGAAGGGAUGAGGGCCCAGAAGGGGGUCCAGGUGACCAAGAGGGAGAGGGGAUUCAGGAGAACUCGAUGGAAGAGGCUCAGGAACAACAGGGGAACGAUGUGUCAGAGCAGGAAAGUGGUACUCAAUUAAGACAGCGUAGAAAAGAAGAAAGAGAGAAACGAAAAGAAAAAACUCAAGAAAUGCUUCGUAGAAUGAAAGCAAAGCAGCAUCAAAGUGACACUUGGAAGAAACGAAAGUCUUACUUCAAACCUAUAGCGAUAGGACUGUCCAUAAUAUUUGGAUCAUAUCUCUUAUAUAAAUUCCUAUGGUAGCUACCUUGUUUUAAUCUUUGUGUAAAUUAGGUUAUAUGUUUAUGUAGUAUUCUUCUCUAUUCAUUCUUAAUUUGCAUUUAUAUCACUUUACUUCUGUACUGCUUGGUCUUGGUUUUAGAUGUUAGAAUUAUACUCAAAGUCAGAAAUGGCAUUUUCUUGUGCACGUAGUUAGGGCUAUACAAUUUAAACAUACAACCCUCCCAUGAUGGCAAAAUGAAGAAAUUCUACAGGGGAGGUUCCAGUUUGUUGUCUGCUACAUUUUAACCCUGUUGGCUUGAACUCCCAGUGACCGACGCAAAAAACUUGAGCCUCAGAAAAUUUGAGCCAAGCGGGAAUGUUGACCUUCAAGCGUAAGAAAUCAGUCAUUUUCAUCUAGUUCUAGCAAACGAGGAUUUCGAGCCAACGGGUUUCGACUGUACAUGUCUAAAACAUAUUUUAAAAAGAGGGAAAGUACAAAUCAAACUUGCCUUCAAUGGGUGGUUUAGAGUUAUUUCACUUUAACAUAUUACCCCUGGGGUAAGGCACUUUUAAAUUAUAGCAGCCCCGUACAUAAGUAAAUUUGCCCUGCUGGGGUCCAAAUUAGCGAAAAAGACACCCAACUAUACAUUAAGAAAAUAAUUGCCUUCCCCCCGUGGGUUAUAUGUUUAAAUGGUACAGCCCUUAUUACACACACUAUGGAAACAGUAAACUUUGCUUUGAUUAAAACAUUCUGCAUUUGGUUGAGACUUUCAUCAGAUAUUAAGCAAAAAUAGAACCACUGAAUUUUUAGCUUGUCUGUUGUUGCUUUUUGAAGAAAAAAGUUUCAGAAUUAUUUAAUAGACCUGAUAUUGUUGGCACUUUUCCAGACAUUUUUGCAAAAACUGGCUUAUUCUAAGGUGAAAAAUAAAGAAGUUCAAUGGUCAAUCUGUGAGACUGCAGCUUUAACCUUGUUCAUAACUCGCAAAAUGUUAUAGAUAUUCACACGAAACAUUGUACACAUGUCACCAGUAACAAUACGCAUACAUAGCAAGUCCCAAAACUCAGAUUGUUAUUUUUUCUUAGGUCAGUAAGGGUUUCAAGCAGGUUUUAAAAAGGGGCAGGGUGCUCUAGAAAAAGGGGAAGGGUGCUAAAGAAAAAGGUCAGAGUAAUGCAGAAAAGAGGUAGGGUGUUGCAGAAAAGGGGCAGGGUGUUGCAGACUGCCAGAUAUAUUAAGUUUGUAUGUAUGAACAAUCAUAAAAUAAUCUUAAAUAAAACGAAGAAAAAAUUAUAUUAUCUAAAGCAUAAUAAAAAGGCAGGAAGUGCACUUCCUAGUCUCAGGGCAGAGGCAGAAUAAGGCCUCUAUUAAGGAAGGCAGGGUGUGGCACCCUCCCAUAACUCAUUAGCUUUAAUCCCGUAAUUAAACUUGUUAAUUAGUUUAAAAAACUGAAGAAUGUUGGCGUCUGCUUUUGAUGCGCUUGUUACUAUUGUUAUAUGAAAACGCAACAAAGCAAAUUCGCAAGUGCAAGAAAAAUAAAAUCUUAAGUGUCUAGCUUUAUGAAGUUUAAACUUUCCUCAUUAUUUUGUUUUCUAUAUCUAUUGCUAGUGAUGUAUGUGUGUAGGUUUUGAGUUUAUCAUUAUUUUCUCAACUACUGUAAACUAUGAUGUUUGCUGUAUCAUUAUUUAAGUUUUCAAAAGAUCUUUGCAGUAUUUAAAGAAUUUAAAUAUGUGAUAUAUAUUUUUGUGGUAAUGUUCCUCUUGUUAUUGUUAUUUGACAUUAGAGCAUAAGAAAGUGCUAUCAGUUAUUUUGAUAGAAAAAAGAAAAAUUGUGGUGCCUUUUUGUUAAAAGAAAAUAGUUACAAUAAAAACGAUUUUUAUUAUGUUUUACAAAAUAACACUCCCAUAUUUGUAAAUAUUGUACAUUAUAAUAGUCAUGUAUGAAAAUGCUCUUUAUUGUUACAUUUAUAAUCAAAGAUAAUUACCAGACACUGCCAAACCUCAGAAUUUCCUGUCAUAAUCGACGGCUAAAACGUAAAAAAAAUCGCAUUUUGGUGACCUCCCAUAUAAAUUCCAUUGUAAACCUGAAUAUUGUACAUGAGAAAUUAAAUUUGUAAAACCAAAUCUCUGGAAAGGCAUUUUUUGUCCUAACUAUCUGACAGUAGGUUUGAUUUCUUUGUAAAGUUCUUAAGACCUUAUGAUUAUUACAGGUCAGUUCUUAUGGUCGAAUAGGUUUGGUGGUGUUUGAAUUACUGUUUAACCAAAUGUUAUUAAUUCUGAAAUUCUGAAAUUAAUAUGGCACUUAACCUAACUGUCUGUUUUUUGUAUUUUAUUCAGCAAUCUGCCAUCGUAUGACACAUAUAAACUCGUGAUAGUGAUUGUGAACAAACAAGUGUUCUACAAGUUUAUUUCAAAUAGGGUUUAAAGGCCGAACUAAGUUUUAAGAAAGGUUUGAAGUAUGUUAAAAUUGACUGAUUAAAUUAAAAUGUUUUGUAAUGUUGUUAAUGCAGCUCAAUGCCUAUUUAUGUUUUAAAAACUAUUUUGAUGAUUAGUUGUUUUUUUAAGUCAAUUCUUUAACAGAAAAGAAGCAAACAUAUCGCUUGUACUAGAAAUGUUGUUUUGAUUAUUUGAAUCUACUCACUUUUAUUGACUGUAUUUGUUAAGAAAGGUAAACAAGGAGUUGCACAUCGUUGGCAACCAUGGUACAACUUCCGUUACACUUCAUACAUACUGUGGGACAAUUGACUGACAAAAUCUCGUUUUAAUGAAUAUGCAUGAGGCAGGAGAGACAACUCUUCUUCCAAUGAAUUUGCAUGUUACACUCAAAUAUUGUUCAAUAAUCGUAGUGUCAGUAGCCUCCAUGGCCGUGUGGUCUUGACUACUGCUAAAUAUUAUUGUACUGGGAAGGCGGACCCGAGUCACUAAAGCAUCUGGUACUUUGUGGUACCAACGAAACUGCCUCAUUAAUUAUUCAUGAUUACGAGAUUUUCAAAGCCAAAUUGCCCAAGGUACACAACGAAGCAUAGCAUAGUUUGUAUCAGUGGUAUCCGGCGAUGGGAGUUGCCAUGCCACGGGUAAUUUGUUAAUCAUGUCAUAUUUAUAUUUCACUAAUUCAAACAUAAAGUCAUUUGUUGACAUACUCAAUUACAUGGACAUUUAUGGUAAGCCAUCCUGUAUACAAUAACAGUUGAACCUUGUUGGCUCGAUCUCACAGGGACCGUCAAAAGUACCUCGAGCCUCGAAAAAGUCGAGCCAAGCGGGAAUGCUUAUCUUCCGGUUAAAGAAAUUGGUCCUUAAAAUCCAGUUCGAGCCAGUGAAGAAUUCGAGCCAAGAGAGUUCAAGCCAAAGGGGUUCGACUGUAUUGCUAAUAAUAUGAACAGCUUCCAACAGUUAUCGGUCUAAACGUAAUAAUGACAUUCACAUGUAAUUAAAUAAUAUGUGAUCAAAGUAACAUAAAUAAAUCAAAUAUGUGAUGAAAAUUGAAUAACUGCCGGGCCAUCUUAUUGAUGCAUGUAUCUUGUAAUCGUAUAUUCCAAUCAAUAUUACUAAGUAGUUAAACUUAGGAAUCUUAUUGGUCAGUUUAGGUAAUGUUUACUUGAUUUUGCAAAUUGACCAAAUUAUUUUGAGGACUCAAAUUUAUAUUCAUUUGAAAUUCUCGAUUGUAAGGAUUUUUGUCAUACACCCAUUCAUAAGGUGGCCUCUGUGUUUACAGUGAAACAUAUUCUGAAGGUUAUGGAGACUUCAAAGGUCCUUCAUAUAUAUAGAUUCACAUGAUGUGUAGAGAGUGAAGAUGUCCCACACAUCGUAAGACCUAUUUUACCUUGGUACGACUCGGUUACGUUUACAACUCUAUUAUGGUUGCGCUCAGGUCAGACUUAUUCUUGUUAGUGACUGGACUGUGCCUAAACCCAAUUGAAAUUGAGAUUAACAUAUCAGUAAUUUUAUUUAAAAAAAAAAUUGGUCCAUUAUGAAAUUAUGUCAUUUAUGUUCAUUUUGUUAAUGGGUUUUAACUGCAGUUGGUUUAAACAAUAUUUAUUUCAAUUUUGAGAUAUACAAAGAUUGAGCAGUUUCAAAGAUUUCACUGCCGCAAAGAUAAGUGAUAAAUGCUUAAAUUAUCACUGCAGAUUUGAGAUUGGAAGCUUUGAAGUUACUCUUGUAGUGAAUUGCCGAUGAUUUACAAUUCAGAUUCUUUCUAGGCAGUUAUAACAUAUAGUUGCUCGGUGAAUCCAAUGGGAAAGCAUACACAUUUCUUUUAUUAUGAGAAUGACAGCUGAUAAAAGAUUAUUAGCACCAACACAAAGUGCUGUAAAUAUCAGAUUAUCCCUUCUCACACUUGUAAUUAGCAUGUGUCGUUAAGACCAACGGAGCGAGCGUUCUAGCAAAAAUAUCAAAGUUGAAAAUAUGACCGACCAUUUGACAGGUUAGAAGUGUUGAGUAAUCAUAGUGAGCAUUGUACAAUUUUUAUGGUGUUAUUUACAUCUAGUUCUGAUAUUUGAGGAUAGUAUCUUGUAUCGUUAUCUAGUUCUGAUAUUUGAGGAUAGUAUCUUGUAUCGCUAUUUAUAAUUUUUAAGAAAGAAGGGUCAUUUGUUUUGAGUCAGAAAUUCAUGCCAUUUAUAAAGACAAGUUCUUAAUAUCAAUUAAGUUCUUUCCUAAUUCAACCCCCUUCACACGAAUAAUGAACCAAAUUCAUUUUUUAUAAAAUUAGUGUUAAUAAUAGGGUAACAGGUUAUAUGAAAGAUGACAGCAGGUGUGCAGAAAAAAUGGUGGCAUUUGUGUAUUUUUAUGGCAAUGUGUGUCAGAACAAGUAUGAUAUACAUGUAAGACUCAAAUCUAUGGCUAGCCCCAUAGCAGUGGCCAUUCCCACAAACGCGGCCAAUUUAUUCCACAACCAUGGCCCCCCCUAGAUUAGGCCCAUUUCCCGCUAUAAUUAAAGCGAAGACAAAACCACCGCAUUCACCUGGCACUGCGGGGCCACCUGAAAGGUAAAAACCAAUUGUGGUUACAACUGACUGGUGCAUUAUAUUUAUAUUUGCUUAGGUAAUACUUUUAUGAGAAAUAAAGUUGGGGCUGAACCUGUUUAAAUGUGUAUUAUACAAUUUGGACCUUGUUGGUGGGAUUUUCUACAGGUGUGGGGCUUGUCAUAGAUCUUAAUCUUAAAUAUAUAUUCUACUUUGUCGCUCAUAUGUGUUGACUUACCAUUGUAAAAUCACUGACAUUGAUACAUUUUCCACAAUAUUAUAAGUUUAGUUUACAAUUAUAUUGUAUUAUAGUUUGUAUUCAAGUCAAGUGUUGAUAAUGUUAGUGUUUAUAAUAUGUUAUGUGAAUUGUAAAUAUUUGUAUUAUUCUAAGGACUUGCCAUGUUGUAUAUAAGAAUGUUAAAGAGAUAAAAUAUAUAUUUUCAUAGCUUUAAUCAAAUGUCUCUGAUCUGUGUAUGAAUGAUGUAACUGUCAUGAUUUUUAAUGGGGGGAGGGGGAUAUUUCUCUGGCUCCAAUUUCUCGAAACUUCUUAAGCUUAACAGGCUUAAGUAGCGUAUUUCAAUAUGGCAAAAUAAUACUUAAAUUGCAUUUUUACGGUAUUCAUGAACAAUGAUUUAUUGUGAUUAUCGAUAUGUUUAUUUCUAUCUAAAGCAAAAAAACUCUUAAAGAAGUAGUUAUUACACAAAUCAUUGAAAGACAAAAAAUAGUGAGCUUAGCUUUAUCCUGUUUAUAAUGGAUUUAAGAAGUUUCGAGAAAUUGGGGCUAGAGUUAUAACUGUUAAAAGUACAAAGCAACUUCUGUGAAAUCAUAUAUUUUCGUCAGCACGCAUUUGUGGUAUAACGGAAAAAACGGCAACUAAUAAGAUAUUCUACUUUCAAUAACGCUGUCAAAAUUUUCUUGCAUUCUCACUAUUAUUAACAAAACUAACAUGAUUGUGUUAACUAUGUUCAAAUAGUCCAAUGAUUCCGGUGAAAGCAUAAUUUGUCCAAGUCUAACAAAAUGGCUGAAAUAUUAUGACUGGAACCUUCUCGACAAAACAGACUUAACAGAUAUACUAUAUAUAACAUAUUGAAAUUUUUACAGUACUAAAACUUGUUUUACAGUUACUUAUACGUGCCAUAACUAUAACUAGAUUUAUUCUAAACUACCUAAUUUUUUAUUCUUAUCAAUCUUUUAAUCUAUGGUAACUAGACUACAAUACAGUGUAGUUUAUCGUGCCAUUUUUUGUUCUAGUUCAGAUAGCGAAAAAGAGAGUAAAGAAAAUUUCAAGUUGUGCAAAAAAAAUGGGAGAUAUUAAAAAUAUGAAAAACUACCAUUGGGCCGAUUGUUCAGAGCUGUGUUUAAGUUAACAACAUUGUUUAACUACAGCAUUGUUAACUUUCAAAUCUUUAAUGCUCUGGAAGGUUCAAUGGACACACUUGUGUCUGCAGUAUUUCUAACAUGAUUUGAGACAUCUGUUUCAGUUGUAUUUGUUUUAUUCAAAUUCAUGAGCACAUCUUGAAGUAUUUCACAAUUUAGAGUUAACAAUGGUGCUGUGAACAAUGUUAUUUACUUUAUCAAAGGUUUGAACAAGCGGCCCAUUUUUUGGAUAUUAUUUUCUUCUGAAUUUUACAUAACGAGAACUUCUUUGAUUUAUAUAUAUUACACUGAACAAGAGUACACUUAGUUUUUGUAACCUGUUGAAUUAGUAACCAUGCAGUGUUUCCAUCUGUCCAUAUUUAGAUUAUAUGACUGUAUCAAAUUACACUUUCCAGAAACAUGUGCAUUGCACAACAUCUUGGGAAUUUAAUACACUUUGCACAGUAAAAGUUCUACAAUGUGAUAAUGUUGUAACCUCAAUGAAUUUUAGCACUUGCUGUAAAUAUUUUGUUAGCACUAUUUUAAAAGAGAUGCAUUAUUGAAUAUCGAAAGUACAAUUUAUCGGAUAGUGAAGCUUAGUAUUAAAAAAACCCAACUUUUAUAAGCUUGAGAACUAGACAGAUUCUGGUAUCAGUUAAGUUGUAGUUCUUAUACUGUAAAUAAUCAGAACUCAACAUGUAUUACAAGGGUCAAGCUAUUUUUGUUGCCAUCCUACUAACAUGGUCCGGCAAAAUAUAAGAUCCGGAAAAUUGAAUGAAUACUGGGGGAGUGUCUCAAAAUCCUCAAAAUCCAAGUGUUUGAGUGUCUCAAAAUCCAAUUUGCAUGUAAAAAUAAAACUAGAGACACCUAUGGUGUAAGGACCAAAAAUAAAAGGUUAAGCAAAUUGGUCGUAUAAAUGUGUAAAAGAUAUCCAGCUUUCCGUCAUUCAUUCACCUGUGUACAUUCAUGUAUUAUUUGCCUGGCUAUUUCAUAAUUCUCAAAUGAAUAACCUGAAUAAAAAAGAUCUAUGUA